AUGCUAACGGUCGCCAACCGCCAGCCAGCAGCUGCUAACGGCCGCGGCGCGUGCGGCGAGCCCAUUGGCCGAGGGUGUGACACCAAGUUGAAAACUGUCCAGGGUGUUGUGACAAGGUACUGCAGCGAUUAUGGCAUGAUUGAUGAUUUGAUCUACUUCUCUAACGAAGCUGUGACCACCAAAGUGCUUCUCAGUGUUGGACAGGAAGUUAUUGCCCUUGUGCAAGAAGAUAAAGUGUCAAAUGGACUGAAAGCAAUUAGGGUGGAGGCAGUCUCUGAUAAGUGGGAAGAUGACAGCAAAAACCAUGGCAGAGGGCUGUCCGACUCCAGCCCCCGAGUGCUGAUUGGCUGUGUGACUUCGCUGAUGGAGGGUGCUGGCUACAUCAGUCAGACCACAUACUUCUCUCUGAAGAGUGUUUGCGAAGGUUUCGAGCCCUGCAAGGGAGACUGGGUGGAGGCGGAGUACUGGAUCCGGCCGGGCACGUGGAACAGCGAGGCCAUCUCAGUGAAGCCCCUGAGGUACAAGCGCGUGGACAGGGUCUGCAUUUCUAGCCUCUGCGGGAGAAACGGGGUGAUAGAUGACAGCAUCUUUUUCACCUUGGACUCUCUGAGACUCGCUGAAGGAUAUGUGCCUCGAAGACAUGACGUGGUCAGUGCCGUGGUGGUGGAGAGCAGCCAGUCAUGCUAUGUCUGGAGAGCCCUAUGCAUAACCCCAGUGAAAAGACGGGACCCCGCUGCCUUUGAAGAGGCUGCCGAUGAGUCCUGUGGAGCCCUUUUACUGAAAAACAAAGGUGAUAUUGAAGUCACGAGGAUGACAAAUUUUGGAACAUUAAAAGAAGGAGGAAGUAAAAAUAUGGUGGUCUGGAUAGAGAAUAAAGGAGAUAUUCCUCAAAACUUAGUCAGCUGUAAACUAGCUGGCUGGGAUAAAGCUAAACAAUUCAGAUUUCAAACACCAGAUAAAACCCAAACGUGCCCAGUAGGGUCUCUUGUUCCUGUUUCUGAGAAGGAGAGGAAUCUUUCGGAUGAAAAUAUUAACUCACUAGAUAGCUACCAAAAACACACAACCUGUCAGGCAUCAGAGAGCGGUGCGGUGAACAUCACAGAAGUCUCUCCAGACGACUGUGCUUGUGAAGGAGAAGAUGGGGACAAAGAAGAGAGGAAGCCGGGGAAGCAGGUGACAGAGCUGGAGCCCGGAGGGUUCAUCCCUCCCGGUGGAAGAGCCCCGAUUGUGAUUGUAUGUGAUGCAAAGAAUUCCGGCCGCUGCAAGGAGCUCCUUCUACUCUGCUUCUCCAACUUUGUAAUUGGGCGGUUCCUUGAAGUGAAUGUCGAACUCAAGACGACAACUUCCAAGUUUUCUUCCACAGUAUCCAAUACCAGAUAGACUUAAGAAAUGUGUGGAACAAAAAAUUGACAUUCUGACUUUUCAGCCAUUACUC
Molecule: messenger RNA, 1435 nt
Organism: Leptonychotes weddellii (Weddell seal)
Lineage: Eukaryota; Metazoa; Chordata; Mammalia; Carnivora; Phocidae
Source: RefSeq, a predicted model, not a curated record